AUGACGAUAUUGAUUUGGCCUUCCUUUUUAGGACCGCAUAUUCAUACUGCCUUGUUUUCGGACCUGGAUGUCACCCUAACGCGACCAACAUGCCCACUAACGGCCCCAUACCAACAACACUUUGAUAAUAGCACGCCGGCUUUGGAACCAGCCGCUUGGCGCCGUUGCCGACGUCCUAUAAUCACCGGCUGCUCAGGGCCGUAUUCGCAGGCGUUGUUUGCACCAGUUCCGAGGACCGCCGUGAGCGACCGGCAGAAGAAACAAGCGAAGGAUUCGUUUCUAUCCUUUGUGCACAUUUUUGAGGUGGCAUUUGGUAUAAUUACGGGGUCUUGCGGAGUUGCACUGGUCCGUGUGUUGGGACGCCUAAAGAUGACGAUGAUUCAUCUCAUGACGCCUUUUACUCAGACACCAUGCAAUUUUCGAGUUGGACUGGUAGCGAAGUUGAGUGUCGAGUGCUUCGUGAUAUGCUGGCCGCAAACAGGAAUUGGUUUCGCGAUAUUGCUAUGCCUUUUGGCGCGGCAAAAGGGAAGUCUAUCUUCUAUGCCGUCCUCGCAUGGAGCUGCCUACGUAUUCUCUAAAGGGAAAAUACUGGUAUUAUUUUCGCAACUAAGAACUAGCAACUCACCUAUAAGCGUAUUACUCAUAACUAUAGGAAAGCAGUCACUCCUUAUGCCCUUCUUUCGUUCGACACACGUUUUAUAA
This is a messenger RNA of Pochonia chlamydosporia 170, 702 nucleotides long. RefSeq lists its product as hypothetical. The coding region runs from base 1 to 702 and encodes 233 amino acids. The transcript has a single exon. NCBI's taxonomy places the organism in Eukaryota, Fungi, Ascomycota, Sordariomycetes, Hypocreales, Clavicipitaceae. The record is from RefSeq and is a predicted model, not a curated record.